Molecule: messenger RNA, 2082 nt
Organism: Pogoniulus pusillus (Red-fronted tinkerbird)
Lineage: Eukaryota; Metazoa; Chordata; Aves; Piciformes; Lybiidae
Product: ice-structuring glycoprotein-like
Exons: 3
Coding region: 1-2082 (693 amino acids)
Source: RefSeq, a predicted model, not a curated record
AUGCCCGUGCUGACAGCACACGGUGCUGCCGCACAGCCUGCUCUGCUGCCUCGGCUCUCGGUGCUGCAGCACAGCCUGCUGUGCCUCGGCUCUCGGUGCUGCAGCACAGCCUGCUGUGCCGCCUCGGCUCUCGGUGCUGCCGCACAGCCUGCUCUGCCGCCUCGCCUCUCGGUGCUGCCGCACAGCCUGCUCUGCCGCCUCGCCUCUCGGUGCUGCAGCACAGCCUGCUCUGCCUCGGCUCUCGGUGCUGCUGCACAGCCUGCACUGCCGCCUCGGCUCUCGGUGCUGCAGCACAGCCUGCUCUGCCGCCUCGCCUCUCGGUGCUGCAGCACAGCCUGCUCUGCCGCCUCGCCUCUCGGUGCUGCAGCACAGCCUGCUCUGCCGCCUCGCCUCUCGGUGCUGCAGCACAGCCUGCUCUGCCGCCUCGCCUCUCGGUGCUGCCGCACAGCCUGCACUGCCGCCUCGGCUCUCGGUGCUGCAGCACAGCCUGCUCUGCCGCCUCGGCUCUCGGUGCUGCAGCACAGCCUGCACUGCCGCCUCGGCUCUCGGUGCUGCAGCACAGCCUGCACUGCCGCCUCGGCUCUCGGUGCUGCAGCACAGCCUGCACUGCCGCCUCGGCUCUCGGUGCUGCAGCACAGCCUGCUCUGCCGCCGCGCCUCUCGGUGCUGCAGCACAGCCUGCUCUGCCGCCUCGGCUCUCGGUGCUGCCGCACAGCCUGCACUGCCGCCUCGGCUCUCGGUGCUGCAGCACAGCCUGCUCUGCCGCCUCGGCUCUCGCACAGCCUGCUCUGCCGCCUCGCCUCUCGGUGCUGCAGCACAGCCUGCACUGCCGCCUCGCCUCUCGGUGCUGCAGCACAGCCUGCUCUGCCGCCUUGCCUCUCGGUGCUGCAGCACAGCCUGCACUGCCGCCUCGGCUCUCGGUGCUGCAGCACAGCCUGCUCUGCCGCCUCGCCUCUCGGUGCUGCAGCACAGCCUGCUCUGCCGCCUCGCCUCUCGGUGCUGCCGCACAGCCUGCACUGCCGCCUCGGCUCUCGGUGCUGCAGCACAGCCUGCUCUGCCGCCUCGGCUCUCGGUGCUGCAGCACAGCCUGCUCUGCCGCCUCGCCUCUCGGUGCUGCAGCACAGCCUGCUCUGCCGCCUCGCCUCUCGGUGCCGCCGCACAGCCUGCUCUGCCGCCUCGCCUCUCGGUGCCGCAGCACAGCCUGCUCUGCCGCCUCGCCUCUCGGUGCCGCAGCACAGCCUGCUCUGCCGCCUCACCUCUCGGUGCUGCAGCACAGCCUGCUCUGCCGCCUCGCCUCUCGGUGCUGCAGCACAGCCUGCUCUGCCUCGCCUCUCGGUGCUGCAGCACAGCCUGCUCUGCCGCCUCGCCUCUCGGUGCUGCCGCACAGCCUGCUCUGCCGCCUCGCCUCUCGGUGCUGCAGCACAGCCUGCUCUGCCGCCUCGGCUCUCGCACAGCCUGCUCUGCCGCCUCGCCUCUCGGUGCUGCAGCACAGCGUGCUCGGCUCUCGCCUCUCGGUGCUGCAGCACAGCCUGCUCUGCCUCGCCUCUCGGUGCUGCAGCACAGCCUGCUCUGCCGCCUCGCCUCUCGGUGCUGCCGCACAGCCUGCUCUGCCGCCUCGCCUCUCGGUGCUGCCGCACAGCCUGCUCUGCCGCCUCGCCUCUCGGUGCUGCAGUACAGCCUGCUCUGCCGCCUCGCCUCUCGGUGCUGCAGCACAGCCUGCUCUGCCGCCUCGCCUCUCGGUGCUGCAGCACAGCCUGCUCUGCCGCCUCGGCUCUCGGCGCUGCCGCACAGCCUGCUCUGCCGCCUCGCCUCUCGGUGCUGCAGCACAGCCUGCUCUGCCGCCUCGCCUCUCGGUGCUGCAGCACAGCCUGCCCUGCCGCCUCGCCUCUCGGUGCUGCCGCACAGCCUGCUCUGCCGCCUCGGCUCUCGGUGCUGCAGCACAGUCUGCUCUGCUGCCUCGGCUCUCGGUGCUGCCGCACAGCCUGCUCUGUCGCCUCGGCUCUCGGUGCUGUGUUCGCCACAGAUAUCCCACAAGGUCACCGUUCUGCACCAACUGAUACAAAAAAUACAGCCUUUAAAGUAA